This is a messenger RNA of Choloepus didactylus (southern two-toed sloth), 3337 nucleotides long. Its product is annotated as zinc finger protein 596-like. Gene Ontology annotation, biological process: negative regulation of transcription by RNA polymerase II. The record is from RefSeq and is a predicted model, not a curated record. The transcript is spliced from 5 exons. NCBI's taxonomy places the organism in Eukaryota, Metazoa, Chordata, Mammalia, Pilosa, Megalonychidae. Bases 8 to 1366 code for a protein of 452 amino acids. Gene Ontology annotation, molecular function: DNA-binding transcription repressor activity, RNA polymerase II-specific.
ACGCAAGAUGGCUGCUGCAGCUGUUUCUCUAUUGAGUUCGUUGUGUUCGCGACCUGCUUCACAGCUGGCGGGAGUGGGUCGCCGUCCUGGCCCGGGACGCGCAGGGUUCCCCCGAGGCGCGGAAGCUGCUACCGGUGAUCGCUUGUGCCCACGCGUCCCUUCUUCGGGGAGGGGGAGAAGGACGGGAGCGUGCCGGCGGCGGCUGGCUCGCAGAUACCAGGAGUUUGUGACCUUCAAGGAUGUAGCUGUAUACUUCACCCGGGAAGAGUGGGCCCUGUUAGACCCAUUCCAGAGAAAGCUGUUCAGAGAAGUGAUGCUAGAGAAUAUCAGUCAUCUGGUCUCAGUGGGAUGUCAGGUCUUCAAAUCAGAUGUGCUUUUCCAGUUGGCACAAGGAGAUGAAGUGUGGAGAGAAGGAAUAGGAUUUCUCGUAAACCAGAGACAAGUUAAGAAAAGUGCCUUUAAAAAACCAGAAAAGAUAAUCAUGCAGUCUACCUGCAGAAAAGACACUUCUAAUAUCAUGUCAUUGGUAACUGGCAGUCAAAAGAAUUCCAUUAAAUGCAAUUAUUUGCAAGAAGAUUCCACGAACAAGUCCACAGUAAGUCAACAAACAUUAAUUAAAAUGAGAAAGAAACCAUAUAUCCACAAACCACUUGAUCAGUCAUCCUUUAAUUGCACUAGAAGUAAAUCACAGAAAUGUCAUCAAAGUGAUAAACCCUUUAUUAAAAGCUCUGAAAACAGACAGUACAAUGGAACUCACAUUGGAGAUAAACCGUAUGAAUGCGUUCUCUGUGGCAAAGCCUUCAGUAACUCUUUUAAUCUUCAAAAACAUGAGAGAACUCACACAGGAGAGAAACCCCAUGAAUGUCAUCUAUGUGGAAAAGCCUUCAGUGAAUCUUACAAUCUUCGACAACAUGAGAAAACUCACACAGGAGAAAAACCCCAUGAAUGUCAUCUAUGUGGAAAAGCUUUCAGUCAUUGUUCUUACCUUAAAAAACAUGAGAGAUCUCAUACUGGAAAAAAACCCCAUGAAUGUCAUCUAUGUGGAAAAGCCUUCAGUGAAUCUUCUUAUCUUCGAAAACAUGAGAGAACUCAUACAGGAGAGAAGCCCUAUGAAUGUCAUCUAUGUGGGAAAGCCUUUAAUCAAUCUGCUCAUCUUCGACAACAUGAGAGAACUCACACAGGAGAGAAACCCUAUGAUUGCCAUCUGUGUGGGAAAGCCUUCUCUCGAUCUACUCAUCUUCGCCAACAUGAGAGAACUCACAGUGGAGAAAAACCCUAUAAAUGCCAUCGAUGUGGGAAAACCUUCAGUCAUAGCUCUUCCCUUAAACAACAUGAGAGAUCUCACAGUGGAAACAAAGUCCUUUAAUGCCAACUAGGUGGGAAAGCCUCCAGUCAGUCUGCUCAUCUUUGACAACGUGCAGCCCACGCUGGAGAGGAACCAUAUGAAUGCCAUCUAUAGCUUUCAUUCACUGCUCCUUACUCAGGUAACAUGAGAUAUCUCACCCUGGAGAGAAACCCCAUGAAUGCCACCAAUGUGGGAAAGCCUAGAUUCACUGCUCUGCCCUUAAAAAACAUGAGAAAUCACACUGGAGACAAAUCCUGUGAAUGCCAUCCAUGUGGGGAAGCCUCCAGUCACUGGUUGUCCCUUAAAAGAUGUGAGGGAAGUCACAUUGAAGAGAAAACCUAUACAUUUCUCUUAUGUGGGAAAGUUUUUGCUUAUAGUUAUGCCCUCAGAUAACAUGAGACAGUUGUGCCCUCACAGUUAUGCUCAUAGUAAUGCUCUCAGGUAGCAUGAGCUAAUUUCAUAGGAAGCUCUGUUAGCCCAAGUGGCACACUGUGCCACUGCAUGUUGCAUGCCUUUCAGCUAUUGGGACUCUCUCUUGGUAGUGGGGGCUGCCAUGCCAGUGACUUCUGCUUUAACUUUGGUAUGCUUCUGAUUAUCAGCUCUGGUGGUUUGAAGUGUUUGCACCCCAGAAAAACAUGUUCUUAAACCUAAUCCAUUCCUGUGGGUGUAAACCUAUUUAAGUAAGAUCUUUUGUUGAGGCCACUUCAGUUUGGGUGUGACCCACCUCAAUCUGAAGGUUUUUUUUUUUAAUGCAAUUUUAUUGAGGUAUGUUUACAUAGCAUCCAGUCAUCCAGUGUGUACAAUCAGUUGUUCACAAUAUCAUCAUAUAGUUUUGCAUUCAUCACCAUAAUCAAUUUUGAACAUUUUCAUUACUCCGAAAAAAUGAAAAAUAAGAAUAAGAAUAAAUAUAAAAAUAAAAGUUUAAAAGAGUGCCUAAAACAUCCUAUACCUUCCAUUCACCCCGAUUAUUCAUCCUAUACCCUCCAUUCACCCCGAUUAUUCAUUUACUUUUCAUUUACUUUUGUCCCCAUUUUUCCACUCAUGUCCAUACACUGGAUAAGGGAGUGGGAACCACAAGGUUUUCACAAUCACAUAGUCACACCAUAUAAGUUAUAUAGUUUUACAGUCAUCUUCAAGAAUCAAGACUAUUGGGUUGCAGUUCAACAGUUUCAGAUAUUAAUCUGAAUUGUAUUUAAUCUUCCUACUGGAGUCCUUUACAAGGCAAUACAAUUCAGACAACGAAAGCAACAGAAGCAAAACGUUGACAUCAACAAAACAUGAAAGUGUGAGAGACCAGCAGGUGCCACCAUGUUCCUUGCCAUGUGGCAGCAGAGCCAAGAAUCUCUGGCAGCUGGUCUUCAUGAAGAAAUCAUCUGUGAUGCCUUGAUUUUUGACAUUUUCCUAAAAUCUAAACAUAAGCAAAUAAAUCUCCAUUGUGCAAGAAAUUUAAGCAGUCUAGGAAACAGAAACACCAGCACAGUGACCCCUAAAAUUUGCUUGUUGGGCAAGCACCUAGGCCUUGUCUGGGAUGACUGUCCAACCUGUAGAUGUUAUAAUGUCUAAGACCAUAUGUAGGACAUGGUUAACCAGUUCCUAAGUGGAGCCUGCAAUGAGGAUGCCAUCAGUAUAUUAGGUGACAAGUACUUGGGAUAACUGCUUGUUGCAAGUCUACCCUACUCACUAGUGACAUAGUGCAGAGUAGUAGCAACGUGUCUCAGGAAGCAGAUCAGGCAUACUAUAUGCCACUCCACAUGAAUGCAAAUUGAUCUUGAUCUUUGUUCCAAAAAGUGAUUGAGAAAAAGGCAUUAGCCAGGUGAAAAACAGCAUACCAGUCUCCUGAGUGGGCUGUCAUCAGCUUAGUGACAGCAGUGAUGUCAAGUAAAGCAGGGACUAAGGGCAGCACCUCAGCAUUUUAUUCUUGAUCUGUUAACCUGCUACUGAUGUCUUUUUUUUUUUUAAUUUUAUUUUGAAAUAAAUUCAAACUUACAGGAA